Messenger RNA from Mytilinidion resinicola, 2442 nucleotides. RefSeq lists its product as uncharacterized. The record is from RefSeq and is a predicted model, not a curated record. The transcript has 2 exons. Bases 1 to 2442 code for a protein of 813 amino acids. Lineage: Eukaryota; Fungi; Ascomycota; Dothideomycetes; Mytilinidiales; Mytilinidiaceae.
AUGGGCUCGCCAGAACGACGCGAACGGGGGUUUGGAAAAAGGAAUUCUGUCUUCACGCUGCGGUCUCGAAGUAACACUGCCUCCACCACGUCGUCUUUUGUCUCUCGCACUUCGACCAUCACCUCCAUGACUGGUAUUGACAUGUCGUCGCGUCGAUCUUCGCAAGACCUGUCUGGAAGCCAACCCAAUCAGCAAUUACCUGCACAAAAGCGAUCACUGUUUUCCCGAGGCAAGAAACUAAGGCGUCAGAGCAGCCAGGUGUCCACCCUGUCAGGUUUGGAUGGAAUAGAAGAGGCGGAUUCUUAUAAAAGGGCUUCGGUUCUACGGAAGGAUCAUAACUUGUCCCGAUGGGGCUCACACAGUCCAAUUUACGACCUCAAGGAGCAUAUAUCAAGUCCCUUCGACUUCCAGCACCUCACCCAUACGCAACGUCAGCAAUUUCCGGCUCUCGAACGCGUUCCACAGAAUGAGCUGGUUGCGGAAUACUGGGCGGUGCGCGCUUCUCAAGUGCCGCGUCGCGAGCUACAUGGCAUCAAGGCGGACGAUUUACACUUCCAGAAUUUCUCGUCAGAGGCUGUGGAUUCGACAGGCCCCACUAUGCGCUCCCAUUCAUCGUUUGCUAAAUCUCCGCCAUUGAGCCCACAAACGUCGCGCGAAUAUUUUACACAGGGAACUCCAUCUCCAGUGCUAGGCGCGAGACCAAGCUUGAGACACAGUCGGUCGGUUGAGAGUUUCUCGCAGCCGGUUGUAAAAGCACGUCACCGACUCUCACAGUCGGUGAAUCCUCCGCCACGGAGCUCUUCGCGUAUGGCCCUUGAGCGCAUUGAUGACUCCCAGGAGCAGUCAGCAGAAACUGGAUAUGCAGCCUCAUUACGCGGGCGUUACUCGAGAGUCUCUGCAGCAUUUGACCGUUCAACUCCGCCUAGUCGUCCCUCGACUGCUGGUAGUUUAUCCACCGUAACAGCUGAAGCAACCUUUAUUGCUCAAGCCGUCACCACACCAGAUGACACCGCCAUACCAGCUCUGUCGCCAGGUUUCACCUCAGACUUGGAAAAUGUUCCCGAGGAACCAGAAAGAUUCUUCAACCCACGCCCUGCACCUCAACCACCACUCAAAAGUCCAUCAUUUGAAGGGUACAAAUUGCCACAAUGGUCGCCAACUUCACGCUCGACUAGCCGGACAAGCUCAUAUGGCACUCCAAAGUCAUUUUCUCAGCGCAGCCCAAAAGCGAGACCGACCUCCCAGAUGUCGGAUACUCUGGGCUCUCCCAUUCAGCUACGGUCUGGGAAGAGUUCUAAUCGGCAAUCGCCUGCAGCCAAGAGACAAUCUGUCUACUGGAAGAACAUUGACGAAUCCUGGGAAGACGAUAUCGACUAUUGUUAUGAGCAUGCAGCUGAAGCAGAUUGCGAUUACGAUUGGGACCGCAACUCUAUCGAGUGCGACGAGGAGAAGGAUAGGCCUGUAUCACCACGAACCCAACCAAACGACGUUUCCCAAAGCCCGACGCAUAGUCCCAUCACUGAGGAGGAAGAUGAUGAUGAGGUAAUGCAGACGCGCUUCUUUCCCGGGGUGUUUAGACCAUCGCUACUCGUGCCGAGUGCGACCAGUCUGCCAGAGCUUGAUCACCGGUCGGCCUUAUCUACGUCAACUGUCGAUACUGGUGCAUUGACACCCUCAGACGUCUUCAGCUCGGCCCCCGUCCAUGAAGCACGUGUCACCAGCUAUAUGGAAUCUGAGGGCUUCUCCCUGACCCCGUCACUACUUGUUCCGCAAGAUUUCAAAUACCAGUCUAUGCGAGAGGAGAUGUACGAGGACUUGCUGGCCGAAUACGAACACUCGGAUCAUCACUACCCGAUUCUGGACACCGCUCAGAGUGUCUCUGGAUCCAGUCGCAGCAGCCGCACCCGUCUCAGCAAGCGAAGCUCUUACGAUAGCAGUCUCCUGUCAGGCCAAGGUUCCAUCAGCUCUCCUGUACGCCGAUCAGCCAGCUCCUCUGGGAGCCUCCCCGAGCUCGUGCAUAGCCGCCGCGGGCGGAAGAUCCUCGACCUGAUGGUCGAUCAGCUCAGCGAGCAAGCUCACACCUUCGCGCACCUCGAUGAGGACGACGAGGACGACGGCGUGGACCGUCCGUCCACAGCUACCGAGCGCACCUUCUUCGCUGACGACGAUGAUCACACUCCAACGCAAGACGAGGAUUCUCAGAAGCUCGAGCCCGUCUCUGCACCCGCAACUGCCCCUACACCUUCCGCUCCCGCCCACCACGAACGCGCAGCAUCGGACGGCGCCGCGAAACUGCUUUCAUCGGCGUCGCGCGCGCCCAUCACGUCAACCAAGACGCGUGCCAGAGCGGCAAGCGCCGCGACGGCGUACAAGCCGAAGCAGCAGACGUACACUCUAUCUCUAUUCCCUGCGCCGCCGAAGGCGAGGAAGGCGAAUUCUUGA